GUCGAGGGCUAUUGUUCGUGCGUCUUUCUAGAAUCAGGACGCUUCUAACGCCGGGGCUAUCAUGAAGAACCUACUGGCUCUGCAGAAAUGUGCUCUGGCGCACUCUCGGGCAGCAAUCCGACCUACAUCGCCUUUAUUUCUCGAAUUCCUCGCUCCGUCUGCCGUGCAACAUACUCAACUCCGAAAUAACUCGACACUCUCCGCCGAUGGACAAUCGUCAGGCUCUGGUAGCCCCAAGAAGUAUGUCCUGGAUAAACGGCAGCGCGAGUUCUUGGACAGCGCCCUACGAGUCAACCAAGCCGGCGAAUUGGCAGCAACUCUGAUCUACACCGCGCAAACACCACAAGUCGUGCGCUCACAUCCCCACCUUCGACCGUUGAUGAAACACAUGUACGAUCAGGAAGCAGGACACUUUACAACCUUCAACCAGCUCAUUGCGAAGCACCAAGUUCGACCGACGGCGAUGUAUCCGGUUUGGGAGGCUGCGGCGACUUUUCUUGGCUGGUCGACGGGAGCUUUGGGACGUGAAGCAGCAAUGGCAUGUACCGAGGCUGUGGAGACGGAGAUUGGGUCACACUACAAUGAGCAAGUACGGGAAAUCUUGUCGUGGGAGGCUGAGGCGAAGCUUCGGGGUGAAGAGCUGGACGACGAGCUCAAGGAGAUGCUUGCGACCUUCCGAAGAAUCCGGGACGAGGAGCUAGAGCAUUUGGACCAUGCGGUUGAGAAUGACUCGAAAGAGGCGAAGCCAUACGAUCCAUUGGUCGACGUUAUUCGAUUUGGAUGCCGGACUGCCAUUAAGAUCAGCGAACGGGUAUGAGCUAUGGCGUUGAUGAUGCUACGGUUGUGGAUGCUUCAAUGGUAGAUUAAUUUUUCCGUUGGAGAGGUUUGUACAUUACUAUCAGCUAAUACUGCUGUACAAUAUUGAAUAUCACUAGCUUACAAGAGCCGACCCCUAUACCAGACGGUCUAGGGAGACAACGGUUGACCAUCGGAUCUUCAUUGGUACCUUCUACUCCAUAUCACCAGGAGAAACUGCAGCACUCUGCGCAUAUAUUGGUCAAGGGUCCGUGGCAAUUGCAGCUGCUUUUAUCUGCACACUGCAUGUGCCCAUUAUCUAUCAGGCCACCAGCCGACCAAAUAUACCAGCUCCCUAUCCGUAAUCCAAGGCUAAAAUAGUGUUUAGGAUCGACAGAAGCUCAAGUAUACCAAUCACAUCCAAG
Aspergillus wentii DTO 134E9 is the source of this 1220-nucleotide messenger RNA. RefSeq names its product demethoxyubiquinone hydroxylase family protein. Gene Ontology annotation, cellular component: mitochondrial inner membrane. Gene Ontology annotation, biological process: ubiquinone biosynthetic process. The record is from RefSeq and is a predicted model, not a curated record. The transcript has a single exon. Gene Ontology annotation, molecular function: 3-demethoxyubiquinol 3-hydroxylase activity. NCBI's taxonomy places the organism in Eukaryota, Fungi, Ascomycota, Eurotiomycetes, Eurotiales, Aspergillaceae. Bases 62 to 817 code for a protein of 251 amino acids.